Molecule: messenger RNA, 3296 nt
Organism: Cicer arietinum (chickpea)
Lineage: Eukaryota; Viridiplantae; Streptophyta; Magnoliopsida; Fabales; Fabaceae
Source: RefSeq, a predicted model, not a curated record
CUUCUUGUCAAAUAAAGAAAAGAAGAAGAAAAAAAAAAAAAAAAAAAGCUAUUGCCACCGUAAGAUAGAACGCUAGUAACCAUAACCGAGAGAGAAAGAAAAAGCGAGUUUGUGAGCUAUGGCUGAGGAGGAGGAAGACGACGAGAGCUUCGGUGACUUCAAGUUCGCCUCCUUUCCAAAUCAACCAUUCUCUUUUACCUCUAACCACAACAACUUCGCCGUUCAAAACGACCACAUCAAUGGCACCACCUCCUCAAAAUCCUUUGAUCCAUUUACGGUAUUCCCGGAUCCCGUCGAUAAACGUGUAAACGACACCAACAGUAUGGCCGUUGAGGCAAACAAAUCUCGCGGAGCUAUUCCGCUUUCAAUCUUCGGCGAGGAAGAUGAAGAGCCGGAUUCUUCUUCCAAUGAUUUUUUCUCCAACAAAAGUAAUAGUGUUGGUGCCGUCAAAACUGGAUCCGAUUCUAACGGUUCCGUUAGAAUCAAUGAUUUAAUUUCCGGUUUGUAUUAUCAGCAACCUCAGGUUAAUUCUCAAAACGGACCAGUUUCGAUAUCCAAUGUCUCUGCUCCUAAUUCAAUGAACUUGAACGCAAGCGAAUUGAAUCAGAAUGAGGACGAGGACGAUGAUGGAUGGGAAUUCAAGUCUGCGGAAUGGGAAAAUGGAAACAAAAGCUUGAAUGUUAAGGUUGAAGCGCCAAAGCAUGGUAACAGUGUGGUUGGUGUUGAUGCUUUGUUUAAUUCAUCCGCCGGGAUUUCUGACAAAGUUGGUGAAUGGCACCUUGGGUUUGAGUUCAGUCCCAGUUCUGCAUCUCACAGCCCACGGCCAGCUCCAAAAAGUGUGUCAAAUGAGAUUGGAGCUGGGUUUAUGAUGUUCAAUCAAGCUUUUGGGAAGUUGGAGAAUGCACAUUCAUGGCCAGGAUCAAAUCCAACUUUGGUAGCACCAAAAAAGGAUGAAAUGUAUCCCAAUGCUACAGAAGUACUUAAAGAUGAUGAGGGAGCUUCCCAUAGUACUAUCGAUCCAUCUCAUGCAUCACAAUCUCAUCAAUCUAAUGGGCGGGGCUUUGGCUUUAAUUUCAAUUCUAGUUCCCUAGGUGAAGACAGUCUAUUUUCAGAGUCAUACUUCAAAACUGAAAACAACCAACGCAAUGCCUCCCCAACUAAUAUAAAUGUUGAUUCAGAUGUCAAUUUGUUUGAAUCAAAGGAUGCAGGCACGGAAAUAGGAAUAAAACAUGAGAAGCAGCUUAUAACUUCAGACAAUCGUAGGGAAGCUUUGCCUCUGUCAAUUUUUGGCGAUGAUAUGCCAGAUGCAAAUGAACAUUCUGCGUCUCAAGAUUUGUCUCCCUAUGCACCAGUAUCUCCAAUACAGACCAACUUUCAUAGUCCUUGUUCCAAUUUAUCUAUCAAUGAUUUGAUAUGGAAUUUAUAUAGUCAAGCUGAAAACAAAGCUUCUCCUAAUGUAACACCAAAAGCAAGUGAAAAUCAGAAACUUGCCUACCCCGAAAUAUCAGGCUCCAAUUUGGUUGACAGCGAUGCUUUUGAUGAUGACUUUGGGGACUUUAAGGAUGCUUCACCUGAAACCGAAUUCGCCCAACAAUCUGCACAGAAGACUUCUUUUAAUCAUUCAACAGAAGUCAAUGAGAAUGGUUUGCAGACUUCCUUGAAAGAUUUAAAUUCUGAUUUGAUCAAUGGUGAUGAUGGUUUUGAAGAUGAUUCGUGGGAAUUUAAGGAUGCUAUAUCUGGAACAAGUAGUCAAGAUCAGACAUCUACUAUAGAUCACAGAGAUUUAUCGACAGAGUCAUCAACCAAAUUAGAACCUUCUGACUGUGUGGAGUUUUUUAGCAAAUUGAAGGAUGAAUUGUGCAAUGAUGUCCUGUUCCAUCUUCAGAACUUCAAGAAAGCCCAAGAUGUUGCGGCUCUUUCGGGUGAAGAUGCAAAAGCAAAAGCCCUUGAGGUGGAAUUUCAGGAACAUUCUGAGAUACUGCAUCAGCAUCAUAUGAGCUUACCUGUUGAAUAUCUAUCAGAAAAUUAUUCACCGAGAAAUGUGAACUUUGAUGAUCUUCUCAACAUUUUGAAGGAACCAAAGUUCCUACCUGUUGAAUCAGAAUACCAACUAGCAUCAAGGUUGUCUAUGGCCGAGACGGAUAUAAAAUCUGCUAUGGAACUCUUGAAAGAUGCAGUAUCAACAUUAAGAAUUCUCAAGUUGGGAUCGGGAGAAGAACAAUCUAAUUAUCUUACCAUAUGGCACAAGAUUGCCUUUGUUUGUUCUCAAGAGCUGAAACACGGUGCUUAUAUCUGGAAGGAAGCAGUCCAAAAGAAUGUCCAUGACCAGUUAUUAUCUAUCACAAAAGGUGUUCAGUAUGUUCAUGCACUCGGAGAAAUUUAUAGAGUGGCAGAAAUUAUUGGAGCUUCGGCCAAACUUCACAAACCAUGGAUGUUAUCAUGUUCCAUAGAUCGUACAAGUUUAUUUGCCCUUUUGAACGAGUGUAAUAGCUUAUGGUUGGAGUCAGGUCUUGAAGAAGCACUUUCUAGUAUAUCAAAUCUGAAUAAUUUUAACGCGGAUGGCAUCUCAAGGGAAUUAGUUGAAUCCAUUAAGUACAUUCAUGAGCUUGAUGAGCAUGCACUUCAAAGCUAUGUAAUUUCAGGAGAAGAAAUUACGUGCCAGUUGUCAGCCUUGCCUGCUGGUUGCAUACCAGGGUUAAAUUUGGCGACAUGGAAUAGGAAGCACUACUUCAUCAAUCUCGCAAACUUGUGGGUCAAUCUAAUAAGUUCAGAUCCUCCCAAGUGAUACAUUCUAAUUCAGUCGAGUCUCUUAAAACAAGGAGAUUCUUCCACUUGAUUUUUCAGUGUUGUUUAAGAUUUAUUCACACUAAGAAAAAUCAGUGAGAUUGUGGCAGAAUCCUUUUUUUUCUUGGUUAGUUGGGGUGAGGCACAUAAGCAGCUGUUGUUAACGUGGGAAUAGAUCGUUGUGGCUUGUGGGGGAUGAAAAUCACAUGGUUACUAAUCAGGCAAAGUCACCAAUAAAGUUAAUUCUUUCUUCGAUAGGUACCAUUCUUUAAGUGGAAGUUUUGGAACAAAAUGUUACAGGUGUAAAAUAUUACUAGUGAUAAAGAAGAUCUACACUACGUAUAGUAGAAUUCUGGAUUCCAUCCAGUUUUGCAGAGGGAAUGAUAUUGCUUGUCAAAUUAUGCUGUUGUUUGUAACCAAAUAUCACCAAAAUCUAGUCAUACCAUGUUUGACCAUUGCAAACUCGAGUUAAAGAAUUUUACUAUGAAACUAACCAAGCACUUAGUCUUCAA